GCCAGGGGUGGCGCUUGGCCCGGCGGCUACAGGAGGGUCAGAGCCGGGCAGCGGAGCCCGGAGCGCAGACGGACGGCCCCGCCGGGCCCCCGCCGGGCGCGGGGAUGCUGCCCACCCCCUUCUCGGUGAAGGACAUCCUCAACCUGGAGCGCACGGACACGGCCGGGGCGGCCCUCGCCCCCCGCAGCCCCGGCGGGGAGGAAGAGCCGCCGCGACAACGCUUGCUCGCCGCCCCUCUGGAGGCAGGGGAGCAGAGAGGUGACCCCGGCCAGCACCCCAAGCAGCGGCAGCGGAGGAAGCCCCGGGUUCUGUUCUCGCAGGCGCAGGUCUCGGAGCUGGAGCGCCAAUUCAAGCACCACAAAUACCUCUCCGCUCCCGAGAGGGAGCAUCUGGCCCGCGCGCUCAAGCUCACCUCCACCCAGGUGAAGAUCUGGUUCCAGAACCGCAGGUACAAGUGCAAAAGGCAAAGGCAGGAUAAGUCCCUGGAGCUGGCUGCCCACCCGCUGCCUGCCCGCAGGGUGGCAGUGCCCGUGGUGCUGGUCAGGGAUGGCAAACCCUGCCUUGGGGGGUCCCAGCCUUACCCGGCCCCGUACAGCACCGGCCCUUACUCCUACAGCUCCUACUACAGUGCCUAUAGCAGCAGCCCCUAUGGUGGUAGCUACGGGGGGGGCUACGCAGCGGUGCCCCCCAGUGCCACCCCCAGCAGCCACACUGUGAACGGGAGCUUGGGCAUGGCCAGCGCAGCUCAGCACCAGCCCCUGUGCUUGCAAGCCACGGGGCAAGCGGGAAUCAGGGCUUGGUAGGUGAGGGCUGAAUGGGAAGCACCGAGGAAAACCCCACUGCACUCCGGAGCCCAGCCUGCCUCGGGAUGGGAGCCGGAUCCAGAGGUGUCUGACCCCCCGGAUGGGGGGAUGACCCCAGGACAUCCAUCCC
Pezoporus flaviventris is the source of this 933-nucleotide messenger RNA. RefSeq names its product NK2 homeobox 6 (gene NKX2-6). Lineage: Eukaryota; Metazoa; Chordata; Aves; Psittaciformes; Psittacidae. Bases 105 to 803 code for a protein of 232 amino acids. Gene Ontology annotation, cellular component: nucleus. Gene Ontology annotation, biological process: cell differentiation; regulation of transcription by RNA polymerase II. Gene Ontology annotation, molecular function: DNA-binding transcription factor activity, RNA polymerase II-specific; RNA polymerase II cis-regulatory region sequence-specific DNA binding. The transcript is spliced from 2 exons. The record is from RefSeq and is a predicted model, not a curated record.